GCCCGGGCCGGGCGCGGGGCGGCGGGAGGCGGCGGCGGGCGGGGCCCGGCGCUUCCCGCGGGAGUGCUGCGAGGGGCUGGGAGGCCUGGACUACGGCCAGGUGGAUGUGGCAGCCAUGGUGCGGCUCUUUGGCUACGUGGAUGUGACCGACACUGGCUUCAUUGUGGCUGCCCUCUCAAUUGCCUUCAACCCUCUCUUCUGGAAUGUGGUAGCCAGAUGGGAGCACAAAACACGAGCUCUCAGCCAAGUCUUCGGCUCUCCCCAUGCUGCCUGUUACUGCCUGGGCGCUGUGAUCCUGGUGCUGAACUGUGUGAGGAGCCACUGCUUCACAGAAGCCAUGAAGAGCCAGCCAAAGCUGGAGGGCUGGGACUGCCACUGGACCUACUACUCAGGCUUGGCCAUCUCUGCUGUAGGGACCUUGUUUGUCAUCUCCAGCUUCUUAGCACUGGGAUUCACCGGGACGUUCCUAGGUGAUUACUUUGGCAUCCUGAUGGAGGAAAAAGUGACCAGCUUCCCCUUCAGCGUCCUGGAUAAUCCCAUGUACUGGGGCAGCACAGCCAUCUACCUGGGCUGGUCCCUCAUGCACGCCAGCCCAGCUGGCCUUUUGCUGACAGCUGUAGUGGCAAUUUCCUACACAAUCGCUGUGCUCUAUGAGGGGCCUUUCACAGAGGAAAUCUAUCGGAGGAAGCAGAAGGGAGUGAAGAAGAACAAGUAACCCCAGGGCACUCUCUCAGGUACCUCGUGCCUCUCCAGUCCCCACACUGUCUGAUUUGCCUGUUUUCCUUCUGAGAUGUAUCCUAGUAAUUAACCCAGCAACCCUUAAUGAACCAGCUGAGCUCCCUGCAGCACUGGAAGUGACCAGAGGAACAGCCUGGGCAUGGUGGCAGCUCCUUGCCACAGCCCUUGGGAGAUGGAGGUCCCUGUCCCCAGGUCUCUGUCCAGGGCACUGCAGCUCUCCUGGGAGUUACACAGUACAGGACCUUCCCAGCUCUUCUCCCACACUGAUUAUUGGAGAUCUGCAGGCAAAAGGGAAUUCCCUUUGGACUGGAGGGAAAGCAGAUUCAUGAUGGAAACACCAGUGCCCUUUCAUGAGUGAGCUCUGAGCAUAUGGAAGCUCCAGCUGAUGCUGAAGAUCAUCUGAAGAUGCUGAAGAUCAUCUGAAGAUGCUGCCUAGGAGCCACAAGAAGCAGACUAAGCUCAGGUGCAGCAAUGGAGAGAGCUUGGGAGCCCCUGAGGAUUCAAACACAGAUGGGAAAGGAACAGGGGAAUCUGCUGUGAGCUCAGCAACAGCAAAACCUGCUGCAAACCCAAAAACUGACCCCUUCUUUUUUGGGAAAGGAACCUCCCCGUCCAGAGCUGCAGUUUCCCACCCGUGCAGAACCCUGCAGCAUUUUCACACUAUUGCAAAGGCUCCCAGAAAAGUGACUGAAAAGCACAGGAAUGUGAAUGUAUGACUCAAACCACAGCCCAGGGGCACAGAGGGAUGGCAGCUGUCCCGUGGGGAAGCCCCAGCAUGGAAAAGACCCAGGGGAAGAGUCAAUCCCUGUCUGCACCUCACAAAUAUCCUGCCCCUGUUGAUGCCCCAGCCCCUCCUUUUCCCUGGGUCCACAUGAGGGUCCUGCUGCCUUUCCCACCACCCAGUGCCUUCCAGCUGUUUUUCAUUGUCUUGCAGGGGCAGUGGGAGGGAGGGAAGAGAGGGAAAGGUUUGUUUCUGCUUUCCACACCGUGCAGCAGCCAGGUGCAGAUGUGCCCCUCCGCCCCUGCCACCAGCCUCGGCAUGUCCCAAAAUUGUCCAGUGCUGAAUCCUGCCUUGAACAGAAAGACUCCAGAGGUGAUGCUCCAGCCCCAAGCUCUGUUUUCACAGAUUCCCAGAACAGUUUGAGAAACAAAUGACUGCAAAUGACCAAACGAAAGGUUGCUGGAGAAGGGAGCUGGGGCGGGCACUGAAAUGCGGGGCCACACCUCAGCAUCACAUUGUCCCCUCCACAGAGGGUCCUCCUCUUCUCACUGCCACCUCCAUGAAACAAUUCCAUUUCCUUUUGCUUUUACACCUUGUAAUUAACUCACCCUGCAGGCAUUGCUCAGCAGAAUUAAAAGUGUUGGUCUCUUUUCA
Oenanthe melanoleuca is the source of this 2113-nucleotide messenger RNA. It is a transcript of the gene PEMT, whose product is annotated as phosphatidylethanolamine N-methyltransferase. Lineage: Eukaryota; Metazoa; Chordata; Aves; Passeriformes; Muscicapidae. The transcript has 8 exons. The coding region runs from base 116 to 715 and encodes 199 amino acids. Gene Ontology annotation, molecular function: phosphatidylethanolamine N-methyltransferase activity. Gene Ontology annotation, biological process: phosphatidylcholine biosynthetic process. The record is from RefSeq and is a predicted model, not a curated record.